This is a messenger RNA of Spodoptera litura, 2249 nucleotides long. It is a transcript of the gene CPR143, whose product is annotated as cuticular protein RR-2 motif 143. The record is from RefSeq and is a predicted model, not a curated record. NCBI's taxonomy places the organism in Eukaryota, Metazoa, Arthropoda, Insecta, Lepidoptera, Noctuidae. Gene Ontology annotation, cellular component: extracellular matrix.
GAAAAACAAACCUCUAUGCGGCCAGUACCUAUUUCAUGCUGCAAGGAGGCUGAAUACUUUUUGCUCUGUGCAUUAAAAAGUUAUUUGACGUGCAUUUGAAUUUUAAAAAUAGAACUGUCAUUUUGUGUAUUUUGUGAGUCCUAGUUUUAGUUUUAAUAAAAACAGUUUACGCACAUGCAGUGGAUUUAUUAUCAUAGACAAAAUGCGGCUCACAAUACACAUGAAGGCUGCAGCAAUACUCCUCAUAUUUCACAUCACAGCAACAAGAACAGCUAAAAACAAUGCUCCAUCGGUCCACGAGAUCAUCAACGAACAAGCCAGGAUAGAUGACAAAAGGCCACUAUACGGGAACCCACUAGCAGGUAACUCUCAACAAAAUGCCAAACUACAUGCUCAACAUCAACAAGCAAUGUUCAAUGCAGAAAGAGUGAGACAGCAUAGAGCUCAAAUACAAAGAUGGAAUGCACAACCACAGCAGGGAGACAGCUACAUGAGAGCUUAUCACGAAUCUCAAGAAAACCAUCAAUUAGCCUUAGAACAGAUGCAAGCCACGCAAAGAGAGAAAAAACCUAAGCAAAGACAGGAAAGAACACGUCUAAGAAAUAGACCGUCACUAGACCCAGUGAAGUUAACUAGAGCUGAUGCCGUAGAUAAAAAUAGAAAUAACAGAUCUUACGGCUCAGUCUACUAUAAUAACAUACAACCGAAACACAAAAUAAAUACUUCACCAGGAACUACAUACGAUCAAGGAGUUACUAUCAAACCUAAUGGCAAUAUAGGAUUGAAUAAUCUGGAAAAAGAACAGACAGGUCUAUACACAGAAGUGUCUCCAAGUAAAACUCAGUACGUUUACCCAAAAUUGUACCAUCAAAUGCAUUCAUAUCAAUCUGCUGAUGACAUAAGCGCUUUAAACAAUCUCCUCGCUAAAACACCACAAGAACAAGUAUCAGAACUAAAUACUUUAACUCAUGUGAACCAAGAAUAUGGUAAAGAAAAUCUUGAAACUCCUAUUGAUUUAUACUUUUACCUAAAUAACCCAAAUGGACUGAAUAUAGGCAAUGAAAACAAAAUUAAAUAUAAUGUUGAUAACGGAUAUGCAGGACCUUACGCAACCGAAUAUAUAAACUAUAGUGAUCAUAAGCCAAUCACAGAAGAAGUAGAUGAUAUAGAAGAAGAUAAAGUUCCUAAUUUAAAACUACAACCUAUUGCUCAAACACCAACAGUCAUGCCACAUGUGUUUGAAGAUCCAACGACAACGAAAAGUAAUUAUUACAAAAUAGAAGUGGAACAAACUGUUAGUGGAAAAGGGCUUGAAUUUCCCGUCCAACACAAGCCUAGUUAUGCUGCAGUGAAGUAUGAGAAACCUUUGAACAUUUACCACCAAGAAGCUCAUACGGAAGGUAUCAAAUAUCUUCAAGCACAACAGUCCGGAGUUCAGCAUUUGUCUCAAGAUGGAACUGGGGUAUCAGCAUACGGUGCCGAUGAUAUCCAGUACGCAGCGAACUACGAAUUCGGUUAUCGAGUUCGUGAUCACGAAACUGGAAAUGAUUUCGGCCACCAAGAGGCGAAAUCUGGAGACAAAACCCAUGGUUCCUACCACGUACUUCUACCUGAUGGUAGACUGCAGCAGGUCAAGUACUCCGCUGGUCCCGAUGGCUUCCACGCUGACAUUUCCUAUGAUCAUCUACAAAGCAACGUUUAGUUUAUCUUGCGAUAAAUAAAUCUGUGGCUAUAUUUUCGCGGGAAUUUAACCACCAGCACAUCAAGGUAUCACUAUUCUUCAACAUAUUUUCAACUUUAGAACUUAUUGCAUAGAGUUGAAAAUGUAUUAAAGAAUAGUGAUAGGUAGAUGUGCUGGGUGUAGACAAAGAUGGAAGUGUCAUGGCUGACCAAUCACAAAUGUUUAUUUGGACAGUUCUAAUUUCAAAAUUUAAAAGUUGAUCAUGACAUGGUAUCAUAAUGUUCAGCCUGUAUUUAUAGAAAAGUGAUGUUCUUUUUUUUAAAUUGAUUCAGUACUUUCAGAGGGCAAUGGUGCUUGUUUAUUCUCUCUGAAAUCGUUAAAUUAUUUUUUUUAAUUUUUAUUUAUAGUGAUACAAUCUCAUAAUUUAAAACUAGCGACAAGUCAUGCAAUAUUAUCAAUGUAAAAAUAGGGUUAAAAGUUGUAAAUAUUCCAACUAAUAUUAUUUAUUAAGUUAUUUAAUUAUAAAACGAACUUUUGUACAUAAACAAACUAAUAAUACUUAGUGUAA